AUGGUCAAGCGCGUGCUCGUCAGUUAUGGCGUCGACGUAGAUGCUGUCUCUGGCUGGCUCGGCUCGUACGGCGGCCAGGAUUCGACCAGCGACAUCAGCAGAGGCUACUUUGCCGGCACAAUCGGCGUCCAGCGACUCCUCAAGAUGUUCAAAAAGUACAACAUGAAGACGACCUGGUUCAUCCCGGGCCACAGCCUCGAGACGUUUCCCGAGGACAUGGCGGCCGUGCGCGACGCCGGCCACGAGAUUGGCCUGCACGGCUACACGCACGAGAAUCCAAAGGACAUGUCGCUUGAGCAGCAGCGCGAGGUCCUCGACAAGACAUACCGCAUGCUGACCGACUUCUGCGGCGGCAAGCCCCCGCGGGGCAGCGUCGCGCCGUGGUGGGAGUGCAGCAAGGAAGGAGGGCAGCUGCUACUCGACUACGGCAUCGAGUACGACCACAGCAUGAGCCACCACGACUGUCAGGCGUACUACCUCCGCACGGGCGACACGUGGACCAACAUCGACUACAGCCAGAAGGCCGAGACGUGGAUGAAGCCGCUUGUCAAGGGCCAGGAGACAGGCCUCGUUGAGAUCCCGGCCAGCUGGUACCUCGAUGACCUGCCGCCCAUGAUGUUCAUCAAGUCGGCGCCCAACAGUCACGGAUUUGUGAACCCGCGCGACAUUGAGGACUUGUGGCGCGACCAGUUUGAUUACUGCUACAGGGAGUACGACGAGUUCAUCUUCCCGAUCACGAUCCACCCUGAUGUCUCGGGGCGGCCACAGGUCUUGCUCAUGCACGAGAGGCUCAUCGAGUACAUGAAGCAGCACGAGGGCGUCGAAUUCGUAACGAUGGAGCAGAUCUGCGACGAGUUCAAGAGCAAGAAUAACCCGGCAGAGGGUGCUGUGCUACCAGCCGCGCCUGGUGCUGCGCUGAAGAAGUGA
Molecule: messenger RNA, 927 nt
Organism: Microdochium trichocladiopsis
Lineage: Eukaryota; Fungi; Ascomycota; Sordariomycetes; Xylariales; Microdochiaceae
Exons: 3
Coding region: 1-927 (308 amino acids)
Biological process (GO): carbohydrate metabolic process
Molecular function (GO): hydrolase activity, acting on carbon-nitrogen (but not peptide) bonds
Source: RefSeq, a predicted model, not a curated record